AUGGCAGAGAAGACAAGUAAAAUGGAUUUCACGGAGAACGAAAUAGAGGUGCUUGUGAGGGAGGUGGAGGCCAGGAAAAUUAUACUAUUUGGUGGUCACAGUACUGGCAUCACUAAUAAAAGAAAAACAAGUGAGUGGCAGCACGUCGUCACCGCUGUAAAUAGUGUGAGUGCCACAGUCAGAUCUGUGGCAGAGGUGAGGAAGAAGUGGUGUGAUCUGAAGAUGGAGGCCAAGAGUAGAGUGGCGUGGCACCGUCAAAGCGUGUCUGCUACAGGUGGGGGCCAGGGAACACCCGAGCCCACACCGCUGGACACCAAAAUAGCCUCCAUCCUUGGGACGGCCAGCGUGUGUGACAUAGUGUCGGAGAGAGAAGGAGACAAAGAUUUGGCGGAGACCACAGAGGAGACCGACACUCUAGAGUUGGAAGCGGGUGACGAGGAGGUUCCCGGCACGACGUGUCCUGGCACCGUGGCCGCAGGUCUGGCUGUCCCCAGCACCAGUGCGCUCAGCACCAGUGCGUCCCGAGUGCAUGGCGCACCUGGAAGUGGCCGGGUCCUGACCGACACUGUCCUGCAAACGCAGAGGGACACCAUCAAUGCAAUCAAUGAAGUCAGAGACGAACUCCAACAAAUACGUACAGUCAUGAGUAACAUGUGUGAUGUCAUGUUUGAAAUUGCCAGCUACAUUAAAGAUCUUGUUAAAAAAUGA
Molecule: messenger RNA, 708 nt
Organism: Epinephelus fuscoguttatus (brown-marbled grouper)
Lineage: Eukaryota; Metazoa; Chordata; Actinopteri; Perciformes; Serranidae
Product: t-SNARE domain-containing protein 1-like
Exons: 2
Coding region: 1-708 (235 amino acids)
Cellular component (GO): nucleus
Source: RefSeq, a predicted model, not a curated record